Messenger RNA from Dictyostelium purpureum, 2331 nucleotides. RefSeq lists its product as uncharacterized. The record is from RefSeq and is a predicted model, not a curated record. Lineage: Eukaryota; Evosea; Eumycetozoa; Dictyosteliales; Dictyosteliaceae. The transcript is spliced from 4 exons. The annotation marks the transcript as partial.
GAUGUUAGUGAAGCAUUUGAAACUUUUUUCAAAGCUAUCCAAAUUUCAGACCCAAAUAAUAUUGUAAAUUAUUUUUUAAAAAAUUUUUGUACAGACGAACAAACUACAAGUGAUAAUAUUAAUAGAUUUAUAUUUGUAUUAAAAAUCAAAUCAAAACAAAUCAAACUAAAUAUUUCAAAUAAUGAAAAUAAAGAAGUUUUAAAAUCAGAUAUUGAAUUAUUUAAAAAAUCAUUAAUUAUCUUAGGAACUUUAUCUAGAUAUGUUAAAUAUAGCAGUUCAUUUUCAAUUUAUUUAUCAGACAUUAUCGAAAACUUAUUAUUACCACACUUUAUUGACGAAUCAAGUGAUGACGAUACCAAAAUGCAAGUUUUAAGCUCAUAUACAUCAUUAUUACAAUGCUACGAAGAUACUAUCGAAUCUUAUUCUUUACAGUUUAUUGAAUAUCUCCAAAAAUCAUUCGAUAUUAAUAAAGAAGGUCUUUCAAAUGCAUCAAUUAAAACAAUCAUUGAUUUUAUUGUUAUCUUAAUGCAAGCCUCCCCAUUAUUAGUAAUCAAAAAUAAUAAAAUUAUUGAAUCAUUAAUUAAAAUUUAUUGUUCAAUUAAAGAUGAAAAUUUAUACGAAGAUUUAACUCAAGUUUUAGGUCAAUAUUUCCAAUUAUAUUUGCCAUACAAGUCAUCAAAAAAUGAAGAGGAUGACGAUGAAGAUACUGAUGACGAUGAGGAUGAUUUUGAAUCAGAUGGUAAUGGCAAUAGUAAUAACAAUAAAGUUUCAGAAAUGAAUUUAGAAAAUGAAAUUUCAAUUUCACUUUUAGAAAAUCUUUCAAAAUUAUUAUUUGACAAUAUAAAUAAAGAAUCAUCAACUAUAUUUUUAGGUAUUUUAUGUGGCUACACUUCAAUUUAUAUUAAAGAUAAAUCAUUAUGUAAUAAUAUUUUUAGCUCAUAUUUAGAAAUAUUAAAAAAAGAUAAUAUUUGCAAUAGAGAAAAUAGAAAAAUUACAGUUAACAUUAUUGAUAGUUUAAGAAUUGGGGUUUCAAAUGCAGCAAUUAGAGAAUCAAAUCAAUUACAAGAAACAUUAAUAAAUAUAUUCAAAGUUUUAUUAGAUUGCAUUGGUGAUAUUAAAGAAUAUGUUAAAAACAAUUUGAACAAGGGAUCUCAAGCAUUUUUCCAACGUAGUAGAAGCUCAAUAAUUUUAAACUUAAUGGCUAUUAUCAGAGUAGUUAACGAUUUCUUUGAAUUUUCAGAAGAGUUUUUAAUUUAUGCCCCAGUUUUAGCCGAUCCAUUAAUAUUUUCAGAAUUUAUAACUUCAUUAACAAGAAAUAUUGACUCAAUCUCAAACACUAUAGCUACCACCAUCAGCGAAGAAGAAAAGCAAAGCUUAAUAUCAAAAAGACAAACCAAGAUUAGUUUACUUUUAGAAAAUUACUUGCCAAAAAUUUUAAAUCCAUUACUAAGCGAAAUAGUUAAACCAAUUCAAAAAUAUAAAUCAAUGACAAUACAUGUUAUCAAGGCAAUUGGCAACAUUGCACAAUCAACAAAAGAAUUUUACCAACCAUUUUUAGAUACCACCGUAGAAAGACUAUGUCAGUUUGUUGCAAAGAAUUGGAAAUCGAUUUCAAGAUAUGCUCCAUCUAUUAUUACAACUCUUGAUAAAGUUUUAAAGCUUUUCACCAUUAGCUCACUUUAUAAACCAAUUUAUUUAAAUAGCAUCAUUCAACAAGUUUAUCUUAAAAUUUUAAAUAACUCAAACUCGAUUCAAUUAGAUAAUGGAGACGAUGAUGAUAAAGACGAUGAUGAAGAGGAUGACCAACAAGAUAAAGAUACCGAUGUAAUUUCAAAGAUUGUAUUUAAAGUUUUAACAAGCUUAACAGAAACCCUUCCAAUAAUUAAAAAUUGUUUACAGGUAGAUCCAAACUCUACCAAUAUUACAAAAGAUUUAUAUAAAUAUUUAAUUGGUCAAAUUGGUACUGAAGAGGUUAUAUUUGAUGCAGAUCGUUAUAUUCGUUUAGCUCAGUUAGAUCUCUUAACAGAACUUUAUACCCAUUUUUCAAAUAAUUUACAAUUCGAUAUUCCCCAACACGAAUCAAUUUCAUUUAAACAUAUUUUCAAUGAAUUGGGUCAAAUUCAAAUAGCAUUGGAACUUGGUGAAGAAGAAUUAGAUAAAAAUCAAAAGAGUCAAAGAAAAGAAAUUUGUUUAAACACCUUCAAAUCUAUAGUUUUAUCAAAUCCUCAAUUUAAUAAAGAAAAUUUAGUCGAAUUAUUAAAAGAAUUUAUAAAUAAUACAAAAUCAAAUCAAAAUGAUAUAGAUAAACAUCAAAUUAAAAAAGAUUUAUUA